AUGAGGGGCACUUACGCCAGCACCAUGGAGCGACAUGGCAGCGCGGGCAGCAAAAACUCAGAAGCAGGGGCCCGCAUGGCCAUUAGGAGAGCGUUCCCAGGAGCGGAGCCGACGAAAGAUGUAGCCGAGCAAGAUGGCUUGGGCAGCGGUCAGGUGGCCCUGAGAUGUCAAGAGUGGCGGAGCCUCAGCAUCCCACAUUUCCCAGGGGUUGUUGCGAUAUGUUUGGGGACGCUGGGGGGCGCUGCCGAGCAAGCCGCGCCGGCGGAGCGCAGGCGCAAAGCCCUGCCCGGGGCAGAGGGCGGCGGACCGUGCAUGAAGGCGGCGGCGGCGCUGCAACUCAUGAAGGUGUUCGUGACGCGGCGGCUCCCCCCGGAGGGGCGGGCGGCCUUGGCCCGGGCAGGGGGCUGCAGCAUCCAGCAAUGGGAUUCAGAUGAGCCCAUCCCACAGUCAGAGUUGUUAGCAGGGGUUGCUGGGAAGGAUGGGCUCCUGUGCCUUUUGUCUGACCGGAUAGACAAAGAGGUUCUGGAUGCAGCAGGGCCAUCCCUGAAAGUAAUCAGUACAUUGUCUGUGGGAUAUGACCAUCUUGCGACUGAUGAAAUAAAAAAACGAGGAAUCCGUGUGGGGUACACGCCAGACAUCCUAACGGAUGCCACUGCUGAGCUCACGGUUGCCUUGCUCCUAGCAACAUCUCGCCGGCUGCCUGAAUCGGUGGAGGAAGUAAAGAACGGCGGCUGGACGACAUGGAAGCCCCUCUGGAUGUGUGGCUAUGGGCUUUCUGGCAGCACCGUUGGGAUUAUUGGGCUGGGAAGAAUAGGGCAGGCUGUAGCACGUCGCCUAAAGCCAUUUGGAGUAAAGAGGUUUUUGUACAGUGGACGUCACCCCAAGCCUGAAGGAAUGGCAGAAUUUGGAGCAGAGUUUGUACCAGUUGCCAAGCUGGCGGAGGAGUCUGACUUUGUCAUCGUGACUUGUUCCCUGACUCCCGACACCCAGGGCAUGUGCAAUCGGGAUUUCUUUUGCAAGAUGAAGAAAACCGCUUUGUUCAUCAACACGAGCAGAGGUGCCGUGGUGAAUCAAGGCGACCUUUAUAAUGCACUGGUCAAGGGCCACAUUGCAGCUGCCGGCCUGGACGUCACGACCCCAGAACCACUGCCUCCGGCCCAUCCGCUCCUUUCUCUGAAGAACUGCGUGAUUUUGCCUCAUAUUGGAAGUGCCACCUAUGCAACCAGGAACACUAUGUCGGUGCUCGCUGCUAACAAUCUUUUGGCUGGACUGAAAGGGGAAAGCAUGCCUAGCGAACUCAAACUGUGAGAAGAAAUACUGGAACA
This is a messenger RNA of Euleptes europaea (tarantolino), 1325 nucleotides long. RefSeq names its product glyoxylate and hydroxypyruvate reductase (gene GRHPR). Gene Ontology annotation, molecular function: hydroxypyruvate reductase [NAD(P)H] activity; glyoxylate reductase (NADPH) activity; NAD binding. The transcript is spliced from 11 exons. Gene Ontology annotation, cellular component: cytosol. The record is from RefSeq and is a predicted model, not a curated record. The coding region runs from base 1 to 1308 and encodes 435 amino acids. NCBI's taxonomy places the organism in Eukaryota, Metazoa, Chordata, Lepidosauria, Squamata, Sphaerodactylidae.